AUGGAACUCUCCCAACUCGCGGUACCCGCAGUCUAUGCGUUGAUACUGUUUCUUGGGUACCCCUCGCAGUACCUGCUGAUGCAGCUCGAGCCCGCGCCAUUGAGCAAGAACGAGAUUAUCGCAGCCAAUGUUAUUUUAGUGCUUAUUUUUAUUACAUAUACGCAGAGUGUGUUUGUAGAUCCGGGGACGAUACCGAAGGAUUGGAAUGUUGGGGGUGCGGUGAAGGCGGAGGGUAAGGAAGGAACGGGGAAUGAAGCGGAAGAUGUAGUGGGGAAGAGUAGGAAGUGGUGUUUUCGGUGUGAGGCUGCGAAGCCGCCGAGGGCGCAUCACUGUAAGGAAUGUAAGAGAUGCAUUCCCAAAAUGGACCACCACUGCCCCUGGACAAACAACUGCGUCAGCCACACCACCUUCCCCCACUUCAUCCGCUUCCUCUUCUACACCACCGUCGGCCUCUCCCUCCUCGAAACCUUCAUCUUCACCCGCCUCUCCUACCUCUGGUCAAACCUCGACAUGCCAUCCUCAAUGGGCCCAAGCCCCUUCCAGCUCGCCCACCUCUUCACCAUCCUCAUGGUAAACAGCCUCACGCUCUUCAUCCUCGGCAUCCUCUUCCUACGCAACGUCUGGUGCCUAGCCGUCAACACCACGACCAUCGAAGGCUGGGAGAUUGAACGCCACAGAACGCUGCUGCGUCGCGCCCGCCAACACGGAGGCUACCUGCCCUCGCCUGACGGUACGCAGCAGAUUCGCAUCCGCAAACAGGAAUUUCCCUAUGACAUUGGCAUCUGGGCGAAUAUCGUGCAGGGCAUGAAUUCUGCUAAUCCGAUCGCGUGGUUGAAUCCGUUUGAUGCAACGCCGAGUCUGGCCAGUGGUCUGGCGUUUGAGACGAAUGGGUUCGAGAGUCCAGGUACGGUGUGGCCGCCGCCAGACCCCGAUCGCGCGUACAGGAGGAAUGCCAAAGCGGUGAAUGUGGGUGCGUUUCAGUUUGCGGAGGCGCCGGAGAUGAGUGCUGAGGAGACGAUCAAGGCUUUCAAGGCGAGGCAGGCGGAGGAUGCGUUGAGGAGGAGGGGGUAUGGGGGACAGGCGCAGCAAAGGGUGGUGGAGGAUGAAGAAGAAGAAGCAGAAUAUGGCAAUACUCGUGACGACGACGGAGGAUAUACGUACGGAGAUGAUGCUAGUGAUGACGCUCAGGAAGAAGAGGAAGAGUCUGAGAAGAAGUAUGGCGAAAAGGGACGGGAAGGAGAGGCUGCAUGGCGCAAUGCCGAGGGUGAGCGGCUAAAGGACUUUGGCGUGGAUGAGGACGUGGAGUUUUAUGAUGAGCAGGAAGAUGACAUACCAUUAAGUCGACUGAUAGCUCGAAGGCAAGGUGCGUCGACAUCAGGGUAUAGCCGUCCGUAG
Messenger RNA from Bipolaris maydis ATCC 48331, 1395 nucleotides. Its product is annotated as DHHC palmitoyltransferase-domain-containing protein. The record is from RefSeq and is a predicted model, not a curated record. Gene Ontology annotation, cellular component: endoplasmic reticulum membrane. NCBI's taxonomy places the organism in Eukaryota, Fungi, Ascomycota, Dothideomycetes, Pleosporales, Pleosporaceae. Gene Ontology annotation, molecular function: protein-cysteine S-palmitoyltransferase activity.